Molecule: messenger RNA, 1842 nt
Organism: Magnusiomyces paraingens
Lineage: Eukaryota; Fungi; Ascomycota; Dipodascomycetes; Dipodascales; Dipodascaceae
Exons: 1
Coding region: 1-1842 (613 amino acids)
Biological process (GO): transcription by RNA polymerase III
Cellular component (GO): RNA polymerase III complex
Molecular function (GO): DNA binding
Source: RefSeq, a predicted model, not a curated record
AUGCCUCCUAAACCCCCUCCACCAAGAACUUCUCGUCUUUCAUCUCUCGCUCGUUCCACUCCUGGUGGAACUCCUGUAAGACCAUCCUCGGCAGGCUCCGCAAGCUCUACAGCUAAUACCCCUGCCCCAUCAGAUGUACUCACGGGCUCUUCCUCUGAUAAUAAUAAUAAUAAUAAUAAUAAUAAUACCCCAGCAGUAUCAGGCUCUGCCUCUGUAACCCCUGGGGCUACUUCUUCUUCUACUGCUUCUUCUUCUGCUUCCAGUGGUCCCGCUCGCAAAGCUGGCUUUAUGCCUAAAAUUGUGGCUCGUCGGUCGCGAGAAGAACGUGAACGAACAGCCCCAGCAUUAUCCAAAACAUCAGCCCCUACACCUCCACCCACAGCCACAGGACCCGGCGGCCGUGGUGGUGCUCGCGGAGGUGCUCGUGGAGGUGCACGUGGAGGUGCCAAUGGAGGUCGCGGUGGUAGCCGUGGUGGCGGCCGUGGUGGUCGGCGUGGACGGUUUGAGCCAAUGCAAACUCAAGCCGUAGGUGCAUUUGCGUCUCUGGAUGCAGCCGAAUUCCGUGGACGACGGUUUUCUCCUGCAAUGGAGAUCCGAGGUGGAGCUUUGGACCCUGCACAGGCUGGUCGUUACAUGUCAGCUUCUCCUAGCGUACUUAAGGCUGAUGGAACUCCAGGUAAACUCGAAGAUGAAAACGAGGAUGAGGAUGAAAAUGAUCCAGACCAAAAUGCAUUCAACAUGACCCGGUCACUCGGUAUUGAUAUUGACGAAUUCUUUCCUAUUCGUCCAGCUCGUGAUAGCGAGCGUGAAUCUGCAUCCAGCGGUGCAGAUAAGGAAGCUGGUGUGGUGAGGUUCGACGCGCGAGAGUUUGACGCAGAUGAUAUCGAGGUACUUGUGGACCCAUCGGCUAAUCUUAAUUUGGCAGAUAAUGAUAGUGGUAGUGAAUCAUCGCGCUCAGAGUCUCCCAAAGUGGACGAAUCUGGCGAUGUGAUUAUGGGCGAAGAUGGGGCUGUCAAGCUGGAAGAUAAAGACAAAAAACCUACCGGAUUACAGGCCAUGCUUGCCCGCAAACAAAGGCUCCAAGAAGUCAAGGCUCGGUCACGGUCGGCUACACCAUUUAUUCCUGCGACGCGUGCUGCUUCUUACAUUUCACCUGAAGAAAUGACAGAACUGAAACGUGUUUCGCGAGAUCACAAAGCCAUUCUUAACGAGUUUAUGGGCUCUUCUGCGGCGGCGGCUGCUGCGGCGGCUGCUGCUGAUGCUGCUCGUGAAUCAUCAAAUACACCUGCUCCAGAAACUUCAGGAGAAGAAGGAAGUGAAGAAGGAUCAACAACUGCUGAAGCAAAUGCUGAAGCCAAGCGCAUAGAAAUUGAACAUAAGCUCUACUUUUUCCAAAUGCCUGUUGUGGCGCCCAUGUUUGCCGCGCCUUCAAAGAAUGGUGAAGAUGCGGAGAUGCCCGAUGCCCCCGCUUCUAGUGGUUCUGCAAAAGCUUCUUCUGCAUCUUCCGCUCCUGGUACUUCUGUAUCGGACGCGUCCCGCGCAGCUGCCGCGGCAGCCGCUGCUGCUGCUUCUUCUUCUUCUUCUUCUUCUUCGGCUUCCUCCGCUAACGUCGAGGAUUUACGUCGACAGUAUCCUGAAGGAAUGGUGGGGAAGCUGCGUGUGCACAAGUCGGGUCGACUAACAAUGACCAUGGGUCCUGUGGUCAUGGAGGUAUCGCAAGGUACACUCGCUAACUUUCUUCAAGAUGUGGUUGUGUUUGAUCAAGCGGCAGAGCAGGCUUUUCUUAUUGGCCAAGUGACUCGCAAGAUGGUCGUGACUCCGGAUAUCACCUCUUUACUGUGA